Rotaria socialis is the source of this 291-nucleotide messenger RNA. Lineage: Eukaryota; Metazoa; Rotifera; Eurotatoria; Philodinida; Philodinidae. The record is from the annotation of a GenBank genome assembly.
AUGAACGAAUUCAUUGAAAGAAUUCGUCAUUAUAAUAGUGCACAAAUAUGUGGCUUAGUUUGGAAUGCAAAUGUUAUUGCAUACCGAUGUAAAACAUGUUCGAUAUCACCAUGCAUGAGUAUAUGUGCUCAAUGUUUUCAAAAUGGAAAUCAUGAAGGACAUAAUUUUAACAUGUUUGAAAGUCAAGCUGGUGGAGCAUGCAUUCGAACAGGCGACCAUACUUUUGCAUUAGCAUUAGCGAAAUAUUUGAAUUUAAGGUUAAAUUCAAAUGGCUUGACUAUAACACAAUGA